Molecule: messenger RNA, 567 nt
Organism: Symbiodinium necroappetens
Lineage: Eukaryota; Dinophyceae; Suessiales; Symbiodiniaceae
Source: the annotation of a GenBank genome assembly
AUGCCGCCGCCAGUAUCCGGAAGCACGAGCAAAACUGCAGAGGCGUUUUGGGAAGGUACUGUAGUGGCCGUUGAGUGGAUUGUUCGUUAUUGCUCCGUGUCGCAGUCGAACCUAUCGAGUGUAAACCCAGACAAUCCGGAUGCUAGAAAGAAGAUGAUCCAGCUCAAGGCCCAAGAGGCCGACCAGCGCAAACGUGAACGCUCGCUUUUCGCAGGUUUGCGUGGAGUCUGCACCUCAGCUGGCACCGCAGAUUGCAAGGCACCAAAGACAGUGCCGGAGCCUGCGGGGCCCGACUCUUCCGAUGAGGAGACUGCCGUGCAAUGUGGCGAAGACAGCGAUGUCGAGGAGCUGACCCCCGAACAGGAGAAGCUGCUUCAACAGGGACUGACAGACCGGGAAGCCUCUGCACGACUGGUGAGCAGUCUGGGAAUGGCCACCAAGCAGGGUCCAGCAGACCCGCACUUCGUGCAGCCAUCGAACAUGACUGUGGGUCCGGAGGUUUUCUGGGCGCCAGAGAGCUUCCGAGGCAAGAAUGUGAGGAGGAGCUUGGCAGAGGAGAGCUCCUAA